AUGAGUGACCCAGCAGCCCGUGAAGACCUCACCAAGCGGCAGCUUCCGUCCAUGACACUGGCGAGCGGCAUCGAAUCUCUACCUUCUGCAGCUCAAGCACGCACAGCUUCGACUUCAGACGAUUCUUCAACAAGAUUUCGAGUCCCUGGCGUUGCAGUUGUUACCGGAGGGCUGGGAACCAUUGCAUUGACUGUUGUUCGAGCAAUGUUGCAGCACGGCCUGACUGGGCUGAUGCUGCUUGACCUUGACGUGACUUCGGAGUCCGCGAUGAGAAACGUUGAUGAUAUUCGGAAAGACUUUCCGGAAAGGAAAAUUGAGGCAGCGUCUGUGGAUGUAACUGAUGAAGACGCUGUAGGACGGAUCAUGGCUUCAACAGCUGAGAAACUGGGCGGCCUUGAUUUUCUCGUCUGCUUCGCAGGUAUAGUCAACUGUACUCAUGCCCUCGAUCUCUCACCCAAAGUCUUCAGGAAGCUCCUCGAUGUCAACACAACCGGGAGCUUCAUCUGUGCCCAAGCUGCAGCAAGGGAAAUGGUCAAAGCCAACACCGGCGGCCGCAUUAUUUUUAUCGCCAGCAUAUCAGCCCAUAGGGUCAACUAUCCGCAGCCGCAAGUAGCGUACAACACGUCCAAGGGAGCUCUUUUAAUGCUGAAAAGGAGUCUCGCGGCAGAGUAG
This is a messenger RNA of Fusarium subglutinans, 672 nucleotides long. RefSeq names its product gluconate 5-dehydrogenase. Bases 1 to 672 code for a protein of 223 amino acids. Lineage: Eukaryota; Fungi; Ascomycota; Sordariomycetes; Hypocreales; Nectriaceae. The transcript has a single exon. Gene Ontology annotation, molecular function: oxidoreductase activity, acting on NAD(P)H, oxygen as acceptor. The record is from RefSeq and is a predicted model, not a curated record. Gene Ontology annotation, cellular component: intracellular anatomical structure.